Suillus fuscotomentosus is the source of this 1194-nucleotide messenger RNA. RefSeq lists its product as uncharacterized. The transcript is spliced from 9 exons. Bases 1 to 1194 code for a protein of 397 amino acids. Gene Ontology annotation, cellular component: actin cortical patch; Rvs161p-Rvs167p complex; mating projection tip. NCBI's taxonomy places the organism in Eukaryota, Fungi, Basidiomycota, Agaricomycetes, Boletales, Suillaceae. Gene Ontology annotation, biological process: plasma membrane tubulation; endocytosis; actin cortical patch localization. The record is from RefSeq and is a predicted model, not a curated record. Gene Ontology annotation, molecular function: lipid binding; protein binding.
AUGAAAGGGUUCACCAAAGCAAUCAAGCGAACACCUCACCUUGUCACAUCUAAAGUUGGCUUUGCGAAGAAGUCCUCUGACCCCGAAUUCGACGACUACAAUCGCCAUUUCAUCAGCCUCGAGCAAGCCACAGAAAAGUUGCUUAAAGAUACCAGGAUAUUUUCCGAAGCUGUUUUAACCCUCUUCACUUCUUCCGUUGGUUUCGCCAACCAUUUCAAUUUUAUAUUCUCUCCGAUGGGUGGCGAGUAUAACUUGCAAGGCAAGCAUCCCUCCUGCGAGGCAACCGUCGCAAACACUCCUCCGUACUCAACUUCUCUCGACGAACUUCGUUCUGCGAUCUCCCCUGAACUCGAGCUCAUCGAAUCACGAAUUGUUGCACCCUCCUCGAAACUGAUCAGGAAGAGCAUCACCAAACGCGAUCAUAAGCUGGUCGAUUAUGAUCGAUUCAAUAAUUCACUUACUAAAUUGAGGGACAAGAAAGAGAAGAGUUUGAGUGAUGAGAAGAAUUUGUUCAAGCUUGAGCAAGACUUCGAGAUUGCCACAAAUGAGUAUGAUUACAUUAACAAUGCACUCAAGACAGAUCUCCCGCACUUCAUGCAACUUUCAACUCAUUUCAUCGAGCCUCUUUUCCAUUCAUUCUAUUACAUGCAGCUCAACAUUUAUUAUCUUUUCCUUGAGAAAAUGAAUUCAUUCGCGGAGGGUCGAUACGAUGUUACCAACGCCCCUGGUGCUCAAAUCCAGGCUGACUAUGAAGAGAAGCGAACGGAUGCAUGGAGUCAAAUAGAGGAUCUUCAACCGUUACAAGUGCUGGUAGUGGGAGCAGCCGCUCAAUGCCACCAUCCCGAGCAGCGCCCUACAUCUUCCUUCAUCAAGAAGCCACCUCCAGCGCCGCCUGGCCAGACACCUGCUCCUCCUCCCCCGUACUCUGCCGCUUCAAAUGAUUCGGGAGCUGGAACUACAGCUGCAAUAAAGAGGCCGCCGCCACCCCCACCGGUGAAACCCAAACCAAAGCCAGAGCCAGCCGUAGAGUAUGUCACAGCCUUAUAUGAUUUCGAUGCUCAGGCUGAAGGAGAUCUUUCUUUUAAAACCGGUGACCGCAUCGAAAUUGUAACUAAGACAGAGAGUCAGGAAGAUUGGUGGACAGGUCGUCUUAACGGCGACCAGGGUGUAUUCCCAGGCAACUAUGUACAGUGA